AUGAGAAUUGGUCCCUGUCCAGUGGCCAGGCGCAGAGCGUGGCAGCCAGGCCUUUGGGUGCUGCGCAUGCCCCUGAUGCCAGCCGUGCUGUUCCUCCUCCUCGGCCCGGCUGGCAACAUCUCUGAGCCUGCUCUGUUGCCAUUCCCAGAAAUACGACUUGCCAACGGGCCGAGCCGGUGCCAGGGGCGAGUGGAGAUCUUCUACAAUGGCUCCUGGGGGACGGUGUGUGAUGAUGACUGGGAUAUCGUGGAUGCCAACGUGGUGUGUCGCCAGCUGAGCUGUGGCCAUGCCAUGGCCCUCCCAGCCACCAUGACCUUUGGCCAAGGGAGUGGACCCAUCUUCCUGGACAACGUGGAUUGCAAGGGCCAGGAGGCAGCUCUGAGCGAGUGCUGGAGCCAUGGCUGGGGCAUCCACAACUGCUACCACUACGAAGAUGUGGCUGUCAUAUGCAAUGAGCUCUCACCCACGCAAGCAAGCGAAGGACCAACCAGCAGGACCGUCACAGCCUCAGUGCAGCAUGGGGAAAGUGAUGGCAGCAUCCGCCUGGUGAGCGGGACUGACACCUGCCAGGGCCGGGUGGAGAUCUUCUACCGUGGGAACUGGGGCACCGUAUGUGAUGACGACUGGGGCCUGAGUGACGCCAGCGUGGUGUGCAAGCAGGUGGGCUGUGGCCAAGCCCUGGAUUACAAGAGCAAUGCCUAUUUUGGCUACGGCACGGGGCACAUCCUCCUAGACAACGUCAACUGUGACGGCAGCGAGCCCUUCCUCUCUGCCUGCUACAGCCUUGGCUGGGGGAUCCACAACUGCGGCCACCACGAGGAUGCUGGAGUCAUUUGUACAGGGCUGGACAUGUCCACCGUCACAUCCUUCACCACCUCGGUGGCCCUGGAGUACGAAGAGAUGCUCACUGCCACAGCCACAGCAGCCACGGACGGUGGAGACCAGCCCUCCCAGGCGACCGAGGUGACCACAACGGCUCUCCUUACCAUAGAGCAGGACAGUGGCGGCGUGCGGCUGGCGAACGGGAACGGGAGCUGCCGCGGGCGGGUGGAGGUGCGGCACCGCGGCGCCUGGGGCACCGUCUGCGACGACGACUGGGACUUCCCCGACGCCCGGGUGGUGUGCAGGCAGCUGGGCUGCGGCGCGGCCCUCCACGCCACCGGCCUCGGCUACUUCGGCUACGGCAGCGGGCCCGUGCUGCUGGACAACGUGGGCUGCGCCGGCACCGAGGCCCGCCUGGCCGACUGCUUCCACCUCGGCUGGGGACAGCACAACUGCGGCCACCACGAGGACGCCGGCGUGAUCUGCCGAGGUGCUGAUGACUCAGGAGAUGACUUCCAAGAAGCUACUUUUACAACCGCCACGUUAGUCCCAACUCAUCCCAAGGACGGGUUCUUGCGCCUGGUGAAUGGCAGCCACCGGUGUGAGGGGCGCGUGGAGAUGUUCUACCUGUCCCAGUGGGGGACGGUGUGCGAUGACGCCUGGGACCUGAGGGAUGCCAAGGUGGUGUGUCGGCAGCUGGGCUGUGGCCAUGCCGUGGCGGCCUGGGGGGAGGCGCGCUAUGGCCAGGGUGUUGGCUACAUCUUCCUUGACAACCUCAAGUGCAAAGGCAACGAGGCCUCGCUGCUGCGCUGCUCCCACAUCCGCUGGGACGUCCACAACUGUGACCACUCAGAAGAUGCCGGCGCUCUCUGCAGCCUUCUAUGACUGCCCCAGCCUGCCCACAGGGACCUCAUGCAGAUCACGUGGAAGAACCUGGCCUGCCCCCGCUGCAGCACGAUCCUCGACGUUUGCAGUGAAGCGUUUGUGCCUUCUGCAGGGAAACUGGUGAAACGAUCUUUUCAUUUUUGUUUAAUGGGUGUGAGGGAGCGGAGGGAGUCGCUUAAUGACACGGAGCGGGUCCCGGCUGCUCACUCAUCCACGCUUGGUCCUGUAUUUGUACAAUUCUUUUGUUAAUAAUAGCUUGUGCAUAUUCCAAUUUUUCCACUUUUCUUAUACAUUUGGGGGGUUGUUUUGUGAAUAA
This is a messenger RNA of Rhea pennata, 2023 nucleotides long. RefSeq names its product scavenger receptor cysteine rich family member with 4 domains (gene SSC4D). Gene Ontology annotation, cellular component: plasma membrane. The transcript has 11 exons. Bases 1 to 1707 code for a protein of 568 amino acids. Gene Ontology annotation, biological process: zymogen activation. The record is from RefSeq and is a predicted model, not a curated record. Gene Ontology annotation, molecular function: serine-type endopeptidase activity. Lineage: Eukaryota; Metazoa; Chordata; Aves; Rheiformes; Rheidae.